AUGAACACUCCUUCACCUAAUCUCCAGUUGGUGGGUCAACUUCUUACUCAAGCCAAGGUUUUAUUAAUCCCUCUUGGAGCUUUCACACCAACUAUUGGCAAGAUAAAUGCUGAUUCAAUGACAACUGCACGUGACAUUCUCGAAAUUGGAGCUUAUUAUAGUGUUCGUGUCAAGGAUAUUGCUUCCUUUGAAAGAUACAUUGCACAAUUGAACACUUACUAUCAUGAUCUUUCUUCCCAACUUCCUCCUUCUCAGCAGAUGUACCCUCUCAUUGGCUUGAAUCUACUUCGACUAUUAUCACAAAACAAAUUAUCUGAAUUUCACACAACCCUUGAAAGCAUUGACCUUGAUCAAUUACAUUCAAAUCCAUUUAUUAAACAAGCUGUUGACUUGGAACAAUAUUUAAUGGAAGGCAGCUAUAAUAAAGUUUGGAGUGCUAGAGGUUCUGUGAAAGGAGAAGAGUUUACGUUUUUCUACGAUAUCUUGAUGAACACCACUAGACAUGAAAUUGCCAACUGCAGCGAAAAAGCGUAUGAAUAUCUUCCCUUAAAUGAUGCCUGUACCUUAUUAUUCCUAAAGAAUACCGAAGAGUUGCUUAGCUUUGCUUCCGAACGUGGAUGGAAAUUGAAUCCAGCCGAACAAAAGGUCUACUUUACUACAGAAGAUGACAGUAUUGUAGAGAUUCCUCAAGAGCAGACGAUCACGCGUACCUUAGGUUAUGCUAAAGAACUCGAACGUAUUGUAUAA
Molecule: messenger RNA, 747 nt
Organism: Rhizopus microsporus ATCC 52813
Lineage: Eukaryota; Fungi; Mucoromycota; Mucoromycetes; Mucorales; Rhizopodaceae
Exons: 6
Coding region: 1-747 (248 amino acids)
Biological process (GO): proteasome-mediated ubiquitin-dependent protein catabolic process
Cellular component (GO): cytosol; proteasome regulatory particle; nucleus
Source: RefSeq, a predicted model, not a curated record